Molecule: messenger RNA, 1103 nt
Organism: Exophiala xenobiotica
Lineage: Eukaryota; Fungi; Ascomycota; Eurotiomycetes; Chaetothyriales; Herpotrichiellaceae
Exons: 2
Coding region: 66-935 (289 amino acids)
Cellular component (GO): mitochondrion; cytoplasm
Source: RefSeq, a predicted model, not a curated record
CAAUUCGACUGCAUUGCAAGUCAUCUCUCUGGUCGGCCUUCGCCAAAGAGUCCGGGAAACUCGUCAUGCCAUGGCCGAAGUCGUGGUUCUCAUCGACAAAGGAUGAGACGGACUCGAAAGCGUCGGUUGCCUCUAAAACCACCCAGGCGUGGGAAUCGGCAACCGAGACGGUGAAUGAAGCUCGCGAAUCGAUCAGGCACGAAAUUCCCGCUACGCUGCCCUCACACCUCAAAGCGUUCAGCCAACCUCAAACAAUCGUAGCAACAGCUGUAUUGACUACAGCUUGCCUCGGUCUUUUCAAGUUCUACAGAUCCUACCUCCGCAGAAUUCCUCAAGCAACCAACAUCACUCCAGGCUUUCUGCGGCGGAGGAGUCUCGUUGGCAAAGUCACCAGUGUGGGAGACGGAGACAACUUUCGGUUCUACCAUACUCCAGGCGGAAGGCUUGCUGGAUGGGGUUGGCUUCCUGGUAGGCGAGUACCUACGGACAAGAAGGAGCUGAAAGACAAAACUAUUCAUUUACGUCUGGCAGGAAUCGACGCCCCAGAGCUUGCCCAUUUCGGACGACCUUCACAACCAUAUGCGCAAGAGGCACUCGACUGGCUCAGUGCAUACGUGCAGAGCAGGCGCAUUCGAGCCUAUGUUUACAAGAUUGAUCAAUACAAUAGAGUGGUUGGGACAGCUUAUGUCUGGAGAGGGCUUUUACGACGCGACGUAGGGCUCCAAAUGCUGAGGGCAGGGUUGGCCACAGUCUACGAAGCCAAAUCGGGUGCGGAGUUCGGCGAGGGCCUGGAACAGAAAUACCGCAACGCAGAAUGGUGGGCCAAGACCAAGAGGAAAGGUAUGUGGGCUGGCAAGAGGAAGGAUUACGAAAGUCCUCGAGAAUACAAGGCGCGGUACACUUCAGGCACGCCGCAGCAAGAGACCAAAUCAUGAUGAGCUGAACCAUUACUGCCGGACUUUAGCGAGGCGUUCCUAGAUAUGGGUAUGAUGGCCAGAGACUACUCGUAGUCAGAUGGUCACUUUCAAUAGACGAGUUGAUUGUCCAUGUUGUUGGGUUCCCAUAGCAGCGCAUAGCCUCGAGCCGUAGUUUGAUAAUGAGGC